Messenger RNA from Culicoides brevitarsis, 917 nucleotides. RefSeq lists its product as uncharacterized. The record is from RefSeq and is a predicted model, not a curated record. Bases 30 to 896 code for a protein of 288 amino acids. Lineage: Eukaryota; Metazoa; Arthropoda; Insecta; Diptera; Ceratopogonidae. The transcript has 5 exons.
ACAAUAACAAAAAAAAAAAAACAUCAACAAUGAAAAGUUGUUACAUAGCGAAUUGUGACAAAAGUUGUGAUUUCGAUAACAGCAGAAGCUUAUUUAUGGUACCAACGGCGCCAGAAGCUAUUGCACUAUGGAAGGCUGUUGUACCGGAGAACAGAAGACCUUUGACAAAAGGCGACAAACUUUGCCACAGACAUUUCCAGGAGUCGGAUAUAGAAAGAUAUUUUGAGCAUACUAUCAAUGGAGAGACAUUUCAGAUGUUGCGAGAUAGACCGCGAUUAAGUAAAACUGCUGUUCCAUCUUUGAAUUUGCAUAUUGUGCUAGGAGAAAAAGAUUCUACAAAGAGGAAGGAUGACCGUCAAAAUCCUGCAAAAAAGAAGAAAAACCAAAUAACUGAAGAGGAUAUUCAAUCAAUUUCUAAAAGCAAUGGUUCUAUCGAAAAUAAAACUGAAAACAUAAUUAUUGAAUUUGAAAAGACAAAUGCUAAAUUUACGAGAGCAACAGAAGGAAAAUCUGCAAACUGUACAUCUAACGUAAAGGAAUCAUGUGAAAAAAUCAAUCAACAAAAACGCAAAGAUUUUGAAGCUUUGUACGAAGAAGUCUUUGCAGUUCAAUUACCUUCACAACUUUGGGGAAUUCAUCGAUGUCCUGAAAUGAGAUUUAUAGCGUUUUCGCGUUUUGAUGCGGAGAGUUUAAGAACUGAUCUAGUUGUUUAUAUUUCUGAUCUCUGGGAGUACACUGUAUCAUUUAAAGGAUUGAACGUAAAACAGAAAUGUCUUUCUGCAAUGACAGAAGAUUCAAUAACAGUACUGCUAGAUGAAGUUGAUAGUGCUAGAUACUAUCUUAAUGAUAAAUGCGAUAAAGUACAUGUUAAACGAAAAUACAUCAAGAAUUUUUAAUUAAAAUCAUUAAAUUCUUUA